Andrographis paniculata is the source of this 1557-nucleotide messenger RNA. Its product is annotated as GDSL esterase/lipase At5g33370-like. The record is from RefSeq and is a predicted model, not a curated record. The transcript has 3 exons. Gene Ontology annotation, molecular function: lipase activity. The coding region runs from base 221 to 1324 and encodes 367 amino acids. Lineage: Eukaryota; Viridiplantae; Streptophyta; Magnoliopsida; Lamiales; Acanthaceae. Gene Ontology annotation, biological process: lipid metabolic process.
CCCCACCCCCCACCACCGUCUAUUAACUCCUCCCCUCCCAAUUGGCAAUUGCCAUGCUCCUCCUCCAACAUGCAUGUUGAUCACAUACUCCUUUCCCAUAUCUUUACAUUCACAUUCAAAUUACAGUAGCUAGCAAGCUAAAGUGUGUGUCUCAAAAAUUAAAUAGUUCCAAACUUUCUGUGUGCUAUAAUAUAAUACUGUGUUUCCAUCUGUCCCUCCAAUGGAGAACAGUAGUACUGCUAUUGUUCUUUUGGCCUUCCUUGCAGCUACCGUGUCACUUGAUUGUAGUACUGCCGAGGGGAGAGCAUUUUUUGUUUUCGGAGAUUCUUUGGUUGAUGGUGGCAACAAUAACUACUUGGCUACCACUGCUCGUGCGGACUCACCACCCUAUGGUAUUGAUUAUCCAACCCAUGAGGCAACUGGACGCUUCUCCAAUGGCCUGAACAUUCCUGAUAUUAUCAGUGAGAACAUUGGUGGGAGUGAAUCGCCAUUGCCAUACUUGAGCCCAGGCCUGACUGGGCAGAGACUGCUGGUUGGAGCCAACUUUGCUUCUGCAGGGGUGGGGAUCCUUAACGACACUGGCGUUCAAUUUGCGAACAUAAUCAGGAUCUGGCAACAGUUGGAAUACUUCCAUCAGUACCAAGAAAGAGUGAGCGGCCUGAUUGGCGCCGAGGCGGCCACCAGACUGGUGAGAGAAGCGCUGGUCCUCAUCACCCUGGGAGGGAAUGAUUUCGUCAACAACUACUACUUGGUGCCCUUCUCAGCCAGGUCCCGCCAGUAUGCCCUUCCAGACUACGUCCGCUAUCUCAUCUCCGAGUACCAGAGCAUUCUCCUGAGGCUGCACCAGCUGGGAGCCAGAAGGGUGCUGGUGACAGGAGCAGGCCCUCUCGGCUGUGCGCCGGCGGAACUCGCCAUGAGGAGCAGUAACGGGGAAUGCUCAGAAGAGCUGCAGACUGCAGCGUCCCUCUAUGACCCACAGCUCACCAAGAUGCUGGUGGCCCUCAACUCCAAGCUUGGGGGAGGGGCCGUGUUCAUUGCAGCCAACACGGGGCUGAUGCACAGGGACUUCGUGCGCAAUCCAGGGGCAUUCGGAUUCGUGACAUCAAAGAGAGCAUGCUGCGGCCAGGGGCCUUACAACGGAGUAGGACUCUGCACCCAACUAUCCAACCUCUGCCCCAACAGGGAAGCCUAUGCGUUCUGGGAUCCCUUCCAUCCUUCCGAAAAGGCCAACAGGCUCAUUGUUGGCCAGAUGAUAUCUGCCUCAUCAGAAUAUAUGAACCCCAUGAAUCUAAGCACCAUCAUGGCCCUUGAUGCCAUGACAUGACAUGAGUGACAUUGUAACUAGCUAAUAGAUUUUUAUUUGAUUAAUAACCACACUGUAUGUGUGGGUGUGUGUUGCUCAGCGCUGCGCUGCACUUUCAUCAUUUGAACUUAUUCCCAUGCCCAGGCUCCCUUGAGAAAUGAUAUCGAUGCGUGCAAGUUGGUAGCUGAAGAUUUCAACCUGUUAUUGUUGAUCUUGAUCAUUCAAGCGUAAUAAAGUUGUUGAUUUAGUUGUAA